AUAUUGGAUCCAUUUAUAAAAAGAGGAGGAAUCACACGGCACCGUCGCCCUGGUGCCGGCUCAAGGAUGUGCUCUUUGGAGAAGCGCGGUAACGUUUUCGUCCUUACUCUGACGGGCGAUGACGAGCACCGUUUUGGGCAUGAUCUCAUCACCUCCAUCCGCUCAGCUCUCGCCCGCGCUCGUUCUGAAUCCUCCUCCUCCUCCGGUGCAGGAGGCGGCGGAGGAAGAGGACGCGGUGCCGCACUCGUCACCGUCGCCGAGGGGCGCUUCUUCUCCAACGGGUUGGACCUCGCGUGGGCCAACUCCGCCCCCUCGCCCUCCGCGGCGCGCGAGCGCCUCGGCUCCCUCGUCGCGCUCUUCCGCCCCGUCGUCGCCGACCUCCUCUCCCUCCCCAUGCCCACCAUCGCCGCGGUGACGGGACACGCCGCCGCCGCGGGGUUCAUGCUCGCCCUCAGCCACGACUACGUCGCCAUGAGGGGCGAUCGCGGGUUCCUCUACAUGAGCGAGCUCGACAUCGGGCUCCCGUUCCCCCCCUACUUCUUGGCGCUGAUGCGCGCGAAGAUCGCCGAUCCGAGGGCGCUCAGGGACGUGGCGCUGCGCGCGAGGAAGAUCGCCGCGGCCGAGGCGAGGGAGAUGGGGAUCGUGGACCGGGUCUGCGCCGGGGCCGCCGAGGCGGUGGAGGAGGCGGUGCGGAUCGGAGAGGAGCUCGCGGCGAGGAAUUGGGACGGAGGGGUCUACGCCUCGAUCCGGAUGGGAAUGUUCCCGGAGGCGUGUAGAGCGGUGGGGAUCGCCGAGGAGAGCGAGGAGGAGAAGCGAGUGCUAAACGCGGCGAAGCUCUGAUCCCGAGGAAUCGGCCCGAGUCAGAAACAUAUAGCAUCGCGUCUGCCAACAGAAUCUCCUUCUCUGAGGUGAUAGCAUAAACUUUUAAAGGGAGUCAUAAAUUGUUUCAAGGUUCUACAUUUUCUACAGAAACAUCAGCAAGUCUUAUUUAAUGUAAGAUUUUAUGUAAAAUACCUUCACGAGUCCCGGUCACCACCUUCUGUCGAUUUGGAAAAAACCUAAUAAUGCCAUUCAUAAGCUUUCCACUGUGUUAGCUCUCUCUGCUUGUAUUUUAACUGCUUUUUGAUUGCAUCAUGGUUCGCACGUUCAUCUUUUAUCCAUAAAGGAAAAUUUUAUUUGAUGUAACUGAAAACCAUGGUUCGAGUCAUAUGAUUUUACACUAAUUUUUUGUGUA
Ananas comosus (pineapple) is the source of this 1234-nucleotide messenger RNA. Its product is annotated as enoyl-CoA delta isomerase 2, peroxisomal-like. Gene Ontology annotation, cellular component: peroxisome. The record is from RefSeq and is a predicted model, not a curated record. Lineage: Eukaryota; Viridiplantae; Streptophyta; Magnoliopsida; Poales; Bromeliaceae. Gene Ontology annotation, biological process: fatty acid beta-oxidation. Gene Ontology annotation, molecular function: delta(3)-delta(2)-enoyl-CoA isomerase activity; enoyl-CoA hydratase activity. The transcript has 2 exons. Bases 67 to 840 code for a protein of 257 amino acids.